This is a messenger RNA of Coffea arabica (coffee), 1311 nucleotides long. RefSeq lists its product as uncharacterized. NCBI's taxonomy places the organism in Eukaryota, Viridiplantae, Streptophyta, Magnoliopsida, Gentianales, Rubiaceae. The record is from RefSeq and is a predicted model, not a curated record.
AUGUAUGGUGUUAAGUUUGCUGUUAUUUGUGAGCCCAAAACUGAUGUGUCUAAGAUUGACUUCAUUCGUAUGCGUCUAGCAUUUGAUUCAGUUAUUAAAAAUUUGUCGGGCGACAACUGGGUUUGUUAUUGCACUCCUUUUAGUUAUUCAGUUGUAGGUAAUUCAAGUCAGCAUAUUUCCCUAUCUAUUCAGCAUCCCUUGCUUCCUGGUCCUGUUAUCUUCUCAUUUGUUCAUGCCAAAUGUUCUUUGGACAAGCGAAGAGAACUAUGGCAGAAUCUUCUUGUUGAUAAGCCUAGAUCCCUUCCAUGGUGUAUUGGAAGGGAUUUUAAUGUCAUUAUGGCCCCCCAUGAAAAGCGUGGAGGGCGGUCGGUUGGUGUUCAGGAGGGAGUAGAGCUUAUGUCUUUUAUGGAGGCGGCUGGUGUUUUUGAUGUGGGUUUUUCGGGAGCCAACUUUAUGUGGUGCAACAAUAGGAGAGGCAGAGCUAAAAUUUUGAAGCGAUUGGAUAGAGUGCUAAUCAAUGGGGAAUGCGCUAAGGUCUUUUCCAUUGUAUCGGUUGAGCAUUUAGCAAGAAAUCCAUCAGAUCAUGCACCUCUACAGAUAUCUUUUGCUACUCGCUUAGACAACAAACUGAGGCCGUUUCGGUUCUUGGAUGUUUGGACGUCUAAGGCAGACUUGUUGGAAGUAAUUAGAGGAGCUUGGGAUAGACCAGUGAAUGGAGCCCCAUUGCGUGUCUUGUGCUUAAAACUAAUGGCGACAAGAAGGGCUAUCCAAGAGUGGAACAAGCACAUUUUUGGCAAUAUCUUUGAUGCAGUUCAGGUGGCAGAGGCUGCGGUUCGAAGGGUUGAAAUAGAGGUGGAGGGCAACACCUCUGAGGUGGCGCAAGGUGGACUUUAUAAGGCUCAGGCGGACCUAAGCCAAGCGCUGUUCAUUGAGGAGCAAUUUUGGAGUCAAAAGGCUCGAGUGAGGUGGCUUCAUAGUGGGGAUCAGAAUUCUAAGUUUUUUCAUGUGGUGGUGAAGCAAAGAAGGGUUCAGAGCGCCUAUCGGAUUAAAGAUUCGCAGGGUUCCUGGGUGGAGAAGGAUGAGGACGUAGCAAACGAGGCGAUUGCAUUCUUCUCGGACCGAUUUUCUGAACCUACUGGCCCUGUACCGGAUAUGCUGCACUUGAUUUCCCGUUUGAUAAUGGAGGAGGAGAAUAAGACCUUGAAGGAAGUCCCAUCCAUAGAGGAGGCUCAACGAGUGAUUUUUGCAAUGGACAGGGAGAGUACUGCGGGACUGGAUGAACUCACGGGUAAGUUCUUCACAUUCUCUUAG